This is a messenger RNA of Polyodon spathula (Mississippi paddlefish), 484 nucleotides long. Its product is annotated as double C2-like domain-containing protein beta. The coding region runs from base 1 to 336 and encodes 111 amino acids. The record is from RefSeq and is a predicted model, not a curated record. NCBI's taxonomy places the organism in Eukaryota, Metazoa, Chordata, Actinopteri, Acipenseriformes, Polyodontidae. The transcript is spliced from 4 exons.
AUGAAACACAGUGUCUGUCUGUACCUGAAACCCGACGUUCACAAGAAAUCCAAACACAAAACCAUCGUGAAGAAGAAAACUCUCAACCCGGAAUUCAACGAGGAGUUUUUCUACGAGACGAGUCACAGCGAGCUCUCCACUAAGACCCUGGAGGUAACCGUGUGGGAUUACGAUCUGGGAAAAUCCAAUGACUUCAUAGGUGGCACCACACUGGGAAUGAACUCCAAAGGGGAUUGUCUGAAGCACUGGUUCGAAUGCCUUAAGAACAAGGAUAGGAGGGUGGAGCAAUGGCACACGCUCACCAAUGAGCUGCCUGGUUCUACCUACAAUGACUAGCUCCUCCCCCCUCCUCCUACUCACUUAUUGAUCAGUGGGUGGCUGACAAGGGGAGGGGUUUGGAAAGAGGGCCUAAGGGGGAGCCUGGCAGAUAUUAAUGAGGGCUUUAAACCUGAGAAGACUUUCUUUCUCCCUCUCAUCCUCCCCC